This is a messenger RNA of Oncorhynchus kisutch (coho salmon), 3360 nucleotides long. RefSeq names its product zinc finger protein with KRAB and SCAN domains 8-like. Gene Ontology annotation, biological process: regulation of transcription by RNA polymerase II. NCBI's taxonomy places the organism in Eukaryota, Metazoa, Chordata, Actinopteri, Salmoniformes, Salmonidae. The record is from RefSeq and is a predicted model, not a curated record. Gene Ontology annotation, cellular component: nucleus. Gene Ontology annotation, molecular function: DNA-binding transcription factor activity, RNA polymerase II-specific; sequence-specific DNA binding. The coding region runs from base 242 to 1444 and encodes 400 amino acids. The transcript is spliced from 2 exons.
GUGAGGUUUGUAUGGAUUUAUACAGGUUUUGGUAACAUAAUAUAAUUGUGUAGGUAGACCGUGACCGGACUCACACUCCAGUACAGUAAGCGGCGGUGUGUGCAACUUUCCAGUUUGUUGCGAUCCGCCAAACAAAUGCAAAUAAGAAAACGUAAUUUCCUGUUUCUCAAACCCGUAGUUAUAGUGACACUUGAAUAGCAAAUAAUUAUAUAUUCUCCCACUAAUCCCUUUGCUCCCAAGCAUGUCUAAACUUCAGCAGAUCAAUGUGUUUCUCAACGAAAAAUUAACAGCAGUUCCUUUGGAGAUAUCUGUAGUAGUUAAAAAAACGAUCGCAGAGUAUCAGGAAGAAAUAUCCCGUUUGGAACGGGCGAAUGCACGUCUACGAAGACUGCUGGAUUUGGUUUUCAAACCAGAGAUAAAGUUGCAUAGAUUAGCAGACCUCCAGCGGCUCACUGUCUCUGAAGAGAAGGUUAACUCGGGGCAGCAGGAGUGGAGCUCCUAUCUGGGGCCAGUGGAGUCUGAUACCGAAGAGUCUACUUGGAACUCUUUCAACAUCAUAACGGUAGAGAACCAAAAGGAAUCUGAUGGCAACAGAGAAUCAGAAUCAACCAGUGACUAUCAGCCCCCCUCGGAAGUAAAUCCAGAAAGUGACAAUGAUGAAAGUAAUGGCGGAGAAGUGCAUGGAGUGGAGAAGAGAAUACCUCUAUCGGGGUUAAAGAGACGACAAGGACGGCCAAGAAAAGAAACCAGUGAGUUGACGGAUCCAAAGUGUGAUGUGUGUGUAAGAUACUUUGCGACAGCAAGUGGUCUGGAAAGGCACCGGCAGUUACGGCACAGUGAAGACAGACCAUACAUGUGCGAUACAUGUGGCCAGUGUUUCGCCUUAAACCGAUACCUGACCCGACACAUGAAGAUUCACACAGUGGAGAGACCACAUCGCUGCACGGUAUGUGGCAAACGUUUCUUUCACAAGGAAAGCCUGAAAAAUCACAUGGUUAAUCUGCAUACAGGGCUGAUUUUUAAAUGUGAUUUGUGUGGGAAAUGCUUGUCGACAAAAGGGCGUCUGAAACUGCAUAGGCAAAAUCACACUGGGGAAAAAUCGCAUCCAUGCAAAGAAUGUGACAAGGCUUUCUACUGCGAGUCAGACUUGAUAAAGCAUACGAGGACUCACACUGGGGAGAAACCGUUUCAGUGCAAAGAAUGUGGCAAGUGCUUCGGCGAGAAGGGAAGCCUGACAAAGCAUAUGAUGACUCACACACAGGAGAAACCACACUGCUGCAACGAAUGUGGCAGACGCUUCAACCUCAAGGGAAACCUGACAGUGCAUAUGAGGACUCAUACGGGGGAAGGAGUUCAAUGUCAUUUGUGUGGAACUUACUUGAAGUUAGCAGCAAGUCUGAAGAGACAUCUGCGAACUCACAGAAUAAAUAUUGCCAAUGACUGAAAACACAUAACAAUGCACGUUGUGUAAAAUGUGUUGUUGGAAGGUAGAGACUAUAUCAAGAGGACACCCCUCAGGUCAUGGCUCUUGCUACAGUCUGAAAUCUGGGAAUCUGUUCAAUGGCCAUUUUUACGGAACGCUAUCACGUUAUCAAAUUCCAAUCAACUAUUUAUUACGCCCUUUUUACAAACGUUACACUCUCAAGUCCAAGUUAGACAUUUUCAGAACUGAAGAAGUCUGUGAAGAUAAAUCACAUCCCACAACAUCUGUUGUGUAGAUUAAGUUAUUUGCCUUCACCCCCAAAUGAAUGGAAAAGAUAAGAAACCAAAUCAAACCAGGAAAUUAGAUGGUUUUCAGCAGGGAGUCUAGUGGUCAGAGCAUUGGGCCAGUAACCGAAAGGUUGCUGGAUCGAAUCCCCGAGCUGACAAGGUAAAAAUCUGUCGUUCUGCCCCUGAACAAGGCAGUUAACCCACUGUUCCCCUGAACAAGGCAGUUAACCCACUAUUCCCCUGAACAAGGCAGUUAACCCACUGUUCCCCUGAACAAGGCAGUUAACCCACUGUUCCCCUGAACAAGGCAGUUAACCCACUGUUCCCCUGAACAAGGCAGUUAACCCACUGUUCCCCUGAACAAGGCAGUUAACCCACUGUUCCCCUGAACAAGGCAGUUAACCCACUGUUCCCCUGAACAAGGCAGUUAACCCACUGUUCCCCUGAACAAGGCAGUUAACCCACUGUUCCCCUGAACAAGGCAGUUAACCCACUGUUCCCCUGAACAAGGCAGUUAACCCACUGUUCCCCUGAACAAGGCAGUUAACCCACUGUUCCCCUGAACAAGGCAGUUAACCCACUGUUCCCCUGAACAAGGCAGUUAACCCACUGUUCCCCUGAACAAGGCAGUUAACCCACUGUUCCCCUGAACAAGGCAGUUAACCCACUGUUCCCCUGAACAAGGCAGUUAACCCACUGUUCCCCUGAACAAGGCAGUUAACCCACUGUUCCCCUGAACAAGGCAGUUAACCCACUGUUCCCCUGAACAAGGCAGUUAACCCACUGUUCCCCUGAACAAGGCAGUUAACCCACUGUUCCCCGGUUGGCUGUCAUUGUAAGUAAGAAUUUGUUAUUAAAACUGACUUGCCUAGUUAAAUAAAGGUUACAUGUAAAAAUGUCCAUUCAUUUGGGAUUCAAAUCUAAUUUCAUUUGUCACAUGCUUCGUAAACAACAGUGAAAUUCUUACUUACAGGACCUUCCGAACAAUAUAGAGAAAUAAUAAUACACAAUACACAAACGAUAACACGGGUUACCAGUACAAACUCGGUACUGGGAUGUUGUCAUUCUUCUUUUCAAGUCUGAAAACGUAUGACAAACUUUAAUUUUCAGUGAAAUCUCUUUCAUUUCUAAGAAAUGUAAUUUAUGAUUUUUUUCUGAUACAUGACAACUACUGUCAUAUGUCUGUUAACAAAGCUCUAAUGGUGUGUGAUGUGGUACAUUUUUAUAUCAGGUUUGAAACACGUUGUAGUUUGUUGUACAUGGUUUUUGGCAAUAAAAUGGACAGAGCCCAGACAAAGGACAUUUUUUCAAAAUAUAUUGUUUGUACCAGAGAGAGAUUUUUUAUUUAUUUUUUAUUUAUUUUUAUAUUUAACCUUUUAUUUACCAUGCAAGUCGGUUAAGAACACAUUCAUAUUUACAAUGACGGCCUACCCUGGCCAAACCCUAACCCGGACGACGCUGCGACAAUUGUGCGCCGCCGAUCUAGGCCAACAUAAAUCAAUAAUUAUAGUUUAUUUAAGUGUUUUAUUUUUCAACAGAAAACAUUUUCAAGGUCUCUAUUUUAACAAACUAAACACUAUUGUGAAUCUUGAGCUGCCAUUGUUGAUUAAAGUUGUUCUUUAUAAUUUCAAAAUAAACGUGUUCAAUUAA